AGAAUCAAUGAAGUAACAGUGCUACUUAAAAGGACAAAUGCUCUGUUCAUCUUCCCCUCUCUCUCAUCUCCUUUCUCUCUAACCCCAUUUCUCAGAUCCGUAGGAUCUUCGUGUGUUUUCACGGAGGCUUAAAAACUCUAAAUAGAUAUUCUCUUAACAGAUCGCUGAUCCUCUAGUGUAAAAGAAAUCAUCUUUCUCUAAUCUUCAGGUUCAAUAGCCUUUUUCUACAGCUUUGGAGACGAGCUCAGAUUCAAAGGAGUGAAGUGUUUUGGUUUUGAUUAGAUAAAAAAGUGAUCUUGUUGGGGGUAGUUAAAGAGACAAAGCUUCUUGAUUUAAUCUCAAAAAUGGAAACUCUCAUCUUAGCUGAAGAACAUUAUUACGAGAAGAAACCUCCUUCAAAAACUUUCAGGCAAAUCAACUGCAGAACGUUUCACUCCGGAGUUGGUUUGCUUCCAAGGCCACCACCACCAAAGAGAACAACCUCUUCAUCAACAACCAAAGGAGUUCACUUUCACUCUCCUCGUUCUCCCAAGUCAGUUUUGCCGUCUCUUAGAACCAGUCCCAUCCCUAUUGGUGGCGAAAGGAGAAGCCUUUCUUACUCUGAGCUGUGGGCAGGACCCACUUACUCCAACUCACCGCCACCCACUUCUGUUCCCAUCCCCAAGUUCUCUCUCCGGGGAAAGAGGACGGCCUCUCUGACCUUCCCUGAUGUUGAUCUUCCUGAAGUUGCCAAGUCUGCUCCGGUCUCUCCAACCUCGUCUGGUGAUGAUAACCCUUUUAACAGUACUGUCUCUGCUACUAUGACGCUGCGUCGCAUGCUCAAUAUUGAGUUUGCAGAUGCGUAAAGAUCAGGGAGUCUUUAGGGGGAACAGGGGGUUUAGUUUUGUGGAUAUAUGAAUAAGGUGUUUUAGUCACCAAGCUGGUUUGAGUUUGUUUAAUAGCUUUUAAAUGGAACACAGAAGCAGUUAGUGGUUCUCCUAUGCAGAUUUGAGGUGUUACUAAUGGUGGAGCAGGUGGUUGGUUAUAGAGAAGACUUGAUUCUUGGUUUAGCAUAUAGGAUGGCUGAAAAGUUUACCAGUCUCUAACAUAUGGUGGUGGUGCACCUUUGUAUAGUUUCUCUUUUAGAGUCAGUCUUUGUCCCUUUGGCUUCUUUUCUUAAGUGGGUUAGAUUAGUAACUAGGUUCCUCUUCUUAUAUCUCUCCCUCCUUGUCCAUACCCCUUUGUCUACUCUCAUGCCUUUGAGUCUUAUCUUUCUUCCUCUCUUUUGCGUUUCUGUCUAGCCUUAAAGAUGUAAACCCUUACUACUUGUGUUUAGUGGUCUUCCUCUUCAGCUCUUUUCCUGAUUUUUUUUGUAAAGGAAGAAGGGAAUAGGAAGUUCUUUCUUGUGACUUGUCUUAGAGUGUCUCUACUGGUAAAGAUUCAAUCCUGAUGUAAGCUGAUACUUCUUCUGAAGAAAAGAUAUUCCUCAGGCUCUUCUUGAUCCCGCCUAAUCUGCUCACCAUGGACCUAUAGAAGCUGCUACUCCGCUCUGCUUUAGAUGCUUCAUCGUAGUUUCUUUGUCUCUCUACUAUCUUUGGUUAUGUUGCUAUGUUACGCAGUGGCAAGUAUUGUCUCUGUGUAUGUAUGUUUCUCGUCGUCUUUGUCUGUAGUUUGUGACAGUGUUGUUCACGUUUUACUAUCUUGUUUUGGGUUUUCAAUGUUGAAGGAGAUGUAUCCCUUGUUCCCUACAAUUAUUAGUAUCAUUCUGUAUGGUUUUGUUUAUCGUU
Messenger RNA from Brassica napus (rape), 1766 nucleotides. RefSeq lists its product as uncharacterized. The coding region runs from base 345 to 845 and encodes 166 amino acids. NCBI's taxonomy places the organism in Eukaryota, Viridiplantae, Streptophyta, Magnoliopsida, Brassicales, Brassicaceae. The transcript has 3 exons. The record is from RefSeq and is a predicted model, not a curated record.